CUUCUUCAACCCUCGAGCUGAUUUGCACAAUACGCGCGUCUCCCUCUCGCACUCCCAAGCCGGCUCCCAAAGUCCCCCAAGCCGUCUCCUCUCUCACGCAUCAUGCUCAACUUCCGCAGGAAGAAGUCGGCCGAGUCCGAGGCCUCGGCCCAGCAGGGCCCGGCCGCCGUCGACGCGCCCCGACAGCCGUUCCGAAAGGCCAUCGUGCCCGUCAUCGCCUGCGGCGCCGGUCUGUUCUCGGACGGAUACAUCAACAACGUCAUCGGAUCCGUCUCCACCGUGCUUGGCCUGCAGUAUGGCGAUCUGUACAAGGACUCGAACGCCAAGAAGUAUGUCAACGACAUCGCCUUUGCUGGCACCGUCGUGGGCAUGCUGGCUUUUGGAUGGCUUGCGGACCACUGGUCGCGCACCAACUCGCUGCUUAUCUCGACCAUCAUCUUGAUGGUGUUUACCGCCCUCGCUGCGGGCUCUUACUACAAGGGUGACGCCGUUGGCAUGUUCAACAUCCUCACCGCAUGGCGUUUCUUCGUCGGCAUCGGCAUCGGAGGCGAAUACCCCGCAGGCAGUGUCGGUGCAGCUGAGUCUACUGGCGAACUCAAGUCCGGCUCCAGAAACCUCUGGUUCAUCAUGUUCACCAAUACUAUGAUCGACUGGGGAUUCGUGAUUGGCGCCUUUGUCCCGUACGUAGUUGCCGCCGCCUGCCAAAACAGCCAUUACAGCACUAUCUGGCGCACCAGCUUGGGCAUCGGCGUCGUGUUCCCUAUCAUCCUGUUCAUCCUGCGUCUGUUCGUGAAGGAGCCCGAGGCUUCCACCAAGAACUCGAUGCGAUAUGCCAAGACACCCUACAUGCUGUCGUUCAAGAUGUACGGAUGGCGUUUAUUUAUUGUCUCUUUAAUUUGGUUUAUCUACGAUUUCUCAACCUACUCGUUUGGGAUUUACUCGUCCACGAUUCUGAGCAACAUCUACGGCGACACGGCCCCGCUGACUACGGUGUUUGGCUGGAACACGGUCAUCAACCUGUUCUACAUUCCCGGAACCAUGCUCGGCGCCCCGGCCUCCGACUGGCUUGGCCCGAGGUACGCGCUGGCUAUUGGUGUCUUCCUCCAAGCCAUCGUCGGAUUCAUCAUGGCUGGUGACUACUUCAACCUCUCGCAGCCCGGCAUGGUCGGCGGGUUCGUGGUCGUGUACGGCGUGUUCCUCGCCCUGGGCGAGUUCGGGCCCGGAAACAACAUCGGCCUCCUCGCCGCCAAGACAUGUGCUACCGGAAUUCGAGGCAAAUAUUACGGAAUCGCCGCUGCCAUCGGCAAAAUCGGCGCGUUCAUCGGUACCUGGGUAUUCCCAUACAUCAUAGCAGCCGGAGGCGACAAUGAGGUUGCCUCGGCCCAGUACCCCUUCUGGGUUUCCUCGUCGCUGUGCAUCUUGUCUGCCGGCCUCGUCCUGUUCUGCCUGCCGCACAUCGGCCAGGACACCAUCCAGCUCGAGGACGAACGCUUCCGCGCUUACCUGGAGGAGAACGGUUACGAUACUCGCCAGCUCGGUAUGAAGAAGGGUGACGUCUUUGAGAGCACUGACGCUGUGAUCCCGGUGGAGGGACUGGCUGAGACUGCGAAGGGUGAGAAGACCGCGGCUUGAGCUUGAGGUCGCCAUGGAGAUGAAAUUGCGUCUGAUGGUCACUUGACCGUGGUCCUGUUGGGGAGAGAAGAGUAAUAGAGUAAUGCCCUGGCUGCAAGAGCUAUGCCUAAUGUACCAGAAAACAAUUAAUCAGGAUUUUGC
This is a messenger RNA of Diaporthe batatas, 1773 nucleotides long. RefSeq lists its product as uncharacterized. The transcript has 8 exons. Gene Ontology annotation, biological process: transmembrane transport; carboxylic acid transport. Gene Ontology annotation, molecular function: carboxylic acid transmembrane transporter activity. Gene Ontology annotation, cellular component: plasma membrane. Lineage: Eukaryota; Fungi; Ascomycota; Sordariomycetes; Diaporthales; Diaporthaceae. The coding region runs from base 103 to 1632 and encodes 509 amino acids. The record is from RefSeq and is a predicted model, not a curated record.